Molecule: messenger RNA, 929 nt
Organism: Penaeus monodon (black tiger shrimp)
Lineage: Eukaryota; Metazoa; Arthropoda; Malacostraca; Decapoda; Penaeidae
Product: glycine, alanine and asparagine-rich protein-like
Exons: 5
Coding region: 124-864 (246 amino acids)
Source: RefSeq, a predicted model, not a curated record
GAGUUGGUGACCUUGCGAAAACUAAGGCUUUUUGUAACUCCCUCCAUUCGCUCUUUCCAAGACCUUGGCUGAGGCCACGACACCCGCAUCUGCAAAAGGAUCCGAGUCUUGCUUCCUACAAAGAUGCAGUUGAGCAGAGCAGCUGGUUUCGGGGUACUCCUGCUCGUGGCACUUCCAUCCGUCCUUGGCCCUGCAGACGCUACCCUGCUGCUGCCAUUGACGGCUGUGUCCCUUGGCACUGGCGCCCUUGCGACGCUCGGGCUACUUGGCGCUGUUGGCUUAGGCGUGGCCAUCAAAAAAACACUCUACUACGGCGGCAAAGGACAUGGCCAUGACCACCACUACCACAGCCACCACCACCACCACACCGGAGGGGGAUACGGAGGCGCUCAUACCGGAGGAGGCUACGGAGACGCUCAUACCGGAGGGGGCUACGGAGGCGCUCAUACCGGAGGGGGCUACGGAGGCGCUCAUACCGGAGGGGGCUACGGUGGGGGCUACCCAUCUCCCUCAUACGCCGCGCCGCUCACCUCCGCGCACAGGCGGCGACGGAAUGCGUACAUUUUGGCCGAGGGCGACCGCGCCGCCGUGGACGCCCUGGUGUCCGACGACCGCCUCGGCUGCGCACAGCGGCUCGUGUGCGAGCUGGCCCGCGAGCCGGAGGCCGGCCUCGAGGCGGACGAGGUCGCGAUCCUUGCCCUUGUCAGCGACGAGCGGGCGACGGCGGGCGUGAAGCAACUGCGGAAGGCGGCCGCGGUAGGCAGGGGGGGCGCCGCCUGCUCCUCCCUCUUCAAGAACUGCCCCUUCUCCGCCCGGGACAUCAUGGCCGUUGUGAGAGCUGUUGCCGACGAGAACGCGAACUAGAAAAAAUGACUAGAACUAGGGAAAGUACUAGAACUAGAAAAUAAUACUAGAACUACAAGUCACUU